AUGGAAGGCAAUUUAUCUUCGGGACAUAUGAUUCAAGGUAGUGGUUCUUAUGGAGGUGUUGAUUUGCAAGGUUCAAUCCGAGUUCAUCAGAAUCAACAACACCCCACUUCUCUCCAUCAACAGCAUCACUCUGUUCCUAGACAAGGAUUGAUGGUUCUACCAUCAAUAAGUGAAAAUUUUCCCCUCACCAUGACAAGCACACAAGAUGGUGAUCGGACCAUCUCCUUAGCAGAUUUUUCCAAGGGAGAAAGGGGAAAAAGUACUGCGAGCGAUGACGAUGAGCUGGGCUUUACAGAAGAUGCCUCCAAUGGCCAUAAUGAUCCUAGUAAAGGAAAGAAGGGUAUGCCAUGGCAGCGAGUGAAGUGGACUGAUAAGAUGGUGAGGCUUUUGAUUACUGUUGUUUCUUACAUGGGCGUGGAAACUGCUGUUGACUAUGGUAAUGGAAUCAGGAGGAAACCUGCAAAUUUACAGAAAAGAGGUAAGUGGAAAUCAGUUUCAAUGGUCAUGGCAGAAAGGGGUCAUCAUGUUUCCCCUCAGCAGUGUGAAGAUAAAUUCAAUGACCUUAACAAGAGGUACAAGAGACUAAAUGAUAUCCUUGGGAGGGGCACUUCUUGCCAGGUUGUUGAGAGGCCGGAGCUUUUGGACAUGAUGGAUCAUUUAUCAGAUAAAGCGAAGGAGGAGGUUAGAAAAAUCCUUAGCUCAAAGCAUUUGUUCUACGAGGAAAUGUGCUCUUACCAUAAUGGAAACAGAUUGCAUCUCCCCCAUGACCCUGAAUUGCAACAUUCUCUGCGACUGGCUCUUAGAAGUAGAGAUGAUGACGAGAGCAAUGAUGUGAGGAGACAUCCACAAGAUGAUCUCAAUGACGGUGAUCAAGAUGCAGAAACUAAUGACAGUGAUGAAUUUGGUGGAAAUCAUGCUUUGCACAGUGAUCAAAGGGCUACAUAUGGGAUGCACAGGCACUCAGCAAAGAAAAAGAAACAGUGUCAGGGUGGUGAAGAUGUUAGUUUAGAGAAUUGCUUGAAUUCUUUAGACUGUAAUAAAGCUUUCAGUUCAAACCCACAAAAUGUGCGAGGUGACAGGAACCAAGUGCUACCUGAAGGUGCAAAAUCAAACCUGUUGCAAAAUCAGUGGAUAAAAUAUUGCUCACUUCAGUUAGAAGAACAGAACUUGCAAAUUCAGGCGCAGAUGUUGGAAUUGGAGAAGGAGAAGUUCAAGUGGCAGAGAUUCUGCAGGAAGAAAGAUCGGGAGCUGGAGAUAAUGAGACUGGGAAAUGAGAGGAUGAAACUUGAGAACGAGCAUAUGGCAUUGGAGCUGAAACAGAAGCAGCUGGAUGUUGAUCAUAAUUGAAUUGCCCUGUGCAGUUGAAAUUAGUUUAUCUAGUAAGGACUGGUUGCGUGCAAUAGAAUUUCUGUUUUAUGUUAAGCAGUAUUUUGGUUUUAUCUGGUUUGUCAUAGUUUGAGCAGGUUUUAUCUGGAGUGUCAUAGUUUGAGCAAGAAACCCUGUUGGAAGUACUCCUGUGUGGAUAACUGUGUGAACAAUAUAAAAUGUCAGCUGUCUCUGUUUCUCCUUAAAUGAAAUGGUAUUGCCUAUGUGUCUAGCAUAUUUUGAUAUAGAACUCUAUUACUUCAUGGGCUCCCUUUGUGGUAUGUUCUUGCUUCUGCUUCCUUAUUUGGGCAUUUAGUUUUUAUGUCUCUAAUUUAGGUUUAGUUUGUUGAAAGAAAGAAAUAGAAUCUGUUACUUGUGGUUUGCAUUCUUGAAAAAUAUCUGCAGCCCCUGCACGUGAUUCUAAUUAGAGAUCACUGCCUUUUUUCUACCCCAAAAGACAAUACCUACAUUUGUUGCCCAAUCUAGCUUUCAAAAAUGAAAGAAAAAUGUCUUAUUUUGGCUACCUGCAAAUUAACUUAAAAUUCUUUCCAGGAUGAACUUAAAAUUUUCUUUUCUUGAUUGGAAAUUUUGAUGGGCAACCUUGUAAGACCCUAUGUGAGAUAGGCAUCGCAUUCACAAACCAGAGUGUCAAGCAUGACAUAUUUUUUGAAUUAUUUAGACGGGUUGAUUGGUAAUGACAGGGAUGAGCUCUAUACCAUGCUGGCUUGCCAUUUUCAGCAUGCUAUGAUGAACACAAAGGCCUUGGAGAUAGCUAGUUGAGCAAUGUGUAAAAAGCUAGGUAUCUCGCGAUGCAAAUAACAAUUAUAUGUGAUUCCAUAUUGAUGGUGUAUGAAAAUGACCCUGCAGGUCUGCACCAUUGAAGAAACCCGUUUUUGGGCCAAAGACGGGAUAAACAGAACAAUUCUGAUAAGGGGAGGCCUCUCCAUUUACUCUUUGGUUUUUCCUUGAUACCUUUGAUGAAUGUUUAGACCAGAAACUAAAUUUUUGAUGUGCUUUGCUGCUGAUGUUUUUAAGUACUUUUGCUCAAUACCAUUGGAAGUAUGGAUGCCAGCUUUGGAUGCCAACAUGAUACAGAAAUGAUAAUGCUUUCAACCUUAUCCACACCUUAUUUGUUGGUCAGUCUUCCAUUAGGUUGGUUCAGAUUGCAGAUAUGACUUCUCCAUGUUUGAACUGGUUCAGUUUGCACGUAUGACUUCUCCAUGUUUGAACUCCAGCCAUGGAAACUAGGCGUAACUUUCAUCUUGGUAGUAGAUGGUCAAAAGGCUUUAUGGCUUCUCAGGAUUCUGCCCCAAUGUAUGGUUAUUGCCAGAGGUGAUGUUCGUGACAUUCCUGCACUCUAACAAUCUUAGCCAAGAGUUUAAGAUGAAGGAUUUGGGAUCUCUCAAUUAUUUCUAGGCGAUGGCUAGCUACUAAAUUUCACAGGAUAAGUAUACCCCUGAAAUCUUAUCAUGUGUAAGUCUAACAAAUGGCAGAACUAUUGAGCGACCUCUAGAAAUGAAUGUUAAUCUUUUUCCCAGUAGUGUUGAGCUCUUAACUGAUGUCAUUUUGUAUGGACGAUUAGUUAUUUUGAUUUAUAUGAUUGUGACUUUCCCUA
Molecule: messenger RNA, 2980 nt
Organism: Diospyros lotus (date-plum)
Lineage: Eukaryota; Viridiplantae; Streptophyta; Magnoliopsida; Ericales; Ebenaceae
Exons: 2
Coding region: 1-1347 (448 amino acids)
Source: RefSeq, a predicted model, not a curated record